This is a messenger RNA of Aspergillus clavatus NRRL 1, 1020 nucleotides long. Its product is annotated as zinc-binding alcohol dehydrogenase family protein. The transcript is spliced from 2 exons. The record is from RefSeq and is a predicted model, not a curated record. Gene Ontology annotation, molecular function: oxidoreductase activity, acting on NAD(P)H. NCBI's taxonomy places the organism in Eukaryota, Fungi, Ascomycota, Eurotiomycetes, Eurotiales, Aspergillaceae. Bases 1 to 1020 code for a protein of 339 amino acids.
AUGUCGACUCUGAACCGCUCUCUUUGGCAGGACCAGGCCGGUGUGCUCGGCGUCAUCCGCGAGAGUCCGAUUCCCUCCAACAUCGCUGAUAACGAAAUCUUGGUCAAGGUUCAUGCUUGGGCUAUGAAUCCUGCCGACGCCAUGGUCCAGGACGUGCCUUUGCCGUUUAUUAAGUAUCCCUUGAUCCUGGGAGAGGACGUUGCCGGUACCGUGGAGAGGGUCGGAUCUGCGGCGACGGCCAGAUUUCAGCCUGGAGAUCGUGUUCUGGGACUGGCUCUAGGUGCUGCCGUCGCGAAGCCCGAGCAAGGUGCAUUCCAGGACUAUGUGAUCCUCGACCAUAGCAUGGCGUGCAAGAUUCCCGAUUCCUUGUCUUUCACCGAAGCAUCCGUCUUUCCCCUCUGCAUCGCGACGGCGGCGUAUGGUCUCUUCUCCAAGGACUACCUGGGCUUGCCCUUUCCCACGACCAAAACUCUCGCCAACAGCACCGGCAAAUCCAUUUUUAUCUGGGACGGCAGUUCGGGUGUCGGUAGCAAUGCGAUCCAACUGUGCAAAGCAGCUGGCUUUGAGGUCUUCACCACUUGCUCUGCACGCAACUUUGAAUAUGUCAAGAGUCUUGGUGCUGAUCACGUCUACAACUACAACGACCCAGACGUCAUCCGUACGGUUGUCGCGGAACUGGACAAGGGCGAAUGCAUUGGAGUCUUCCAAGCGGCCGGCGACGUGGCACCAUCCUGCCAGGUAGCACACCAAUCGAAGCAAAACCUGCGCGUCGCCGCCACGAACCCGGUUACUGAAGGGGCAGCCCCCGAGGGCGUUGAUGCCAAGAUGAUAUUUGCCUCGGGGGGAGCGAUCAUCUACCACGAGACAAACCCCGCCACCUUUGCUGGGUAUCUGCCUGACGCGUUGGCGAAGGGGAUCUACAAGGUCGUGCCGACCAAGGGUCUCGAGGGCAUUCAGGAGGCUUUGGAUCAAGUCAAGAAGGGUGUCUCAGCUAAAAAACUGGUGACAUUGGCCAACUAG